Molecule: messenger RNA, 2114 nt
Organism: Ilex paraguariensis (yerba mate)
Lineage: Eukaryota; Viridiplantae; Streptophyta; Magnoliopsida; Aquifoliales; Aquifoliaceae
Source: the annotation of a GenBank genome assembly
AAGCGUGUUUUUUGAAUAGCAUAAUGCCAACAACAAAAAUAAGUCAAAGCUACCUCUCAAAAUCAUUCAUUCUCAUUACUGUUCUCGUUUUUACUCCUUCUAUAAUAUUGAAGGCGCACACACACACACCACACACACAAAUGGAAGGAGGGGAAGAAGAGAAGAUGGAUACGAACACAGAAGAAAAUCAGUUGCUGGAUAACUCUUCAAAACCCAGAAAGGGUGGUCUCAGAACCAUGCCUUUCAUCAUAGUGAACGAGUCAUUUGAGAGAGUGGCAAGCUAUGGACUGAUGCCGAACAUGGUGUUCUACUUGAUGAAUGGCUAUGGCAUGGACGCUGUCGGUGCGUCUAACGUACUCUAUGUUUGGUCAGCAGCUUCCAAUGGUUUGGCCAUUGUUGGAGCUUUUCUCUCUGAUUCUUACUUGGGUCGCUUCAAGGUCAUUGCUCUUGGAUCCAUUGCUAGUCUUCUGGGGAUGAUUGUUCUCUGGUUAACUGCCAUGAUACCACAGUUGCAACCGUCACAAAGCAACUCUGCAACAGCAGCCCAACUUGCUUUGUUGUUUUCUUCUUUUGGUCUGAUGUCCAUUGGAGCUGGUUGCAUUAGACCUUGUUCUAUAGCCUUUGGUGCAGACCAGUUGGCCAACAAAGAAAACCCCAACAAUGAGAGGGUAUUGGAAAGCUUCUUCAACUGGUACUAUGCUUCGACUGGAGUCUCAACGGUUCUUGCUUUGACUGUUAUCGUAUACAUCCAAGAAAAUUUGGGUUGGGCAGUUGGUUUUGGAGUCCCUGCUAUCCUCAUGGUUUUCUCUGCUGUAAUGUUUUAUCUUGGUUCUUCUCUUUAUAUUAAAGCUAAAGUUGGUGAGAGCUUGCUCGCGGGAUUUGUUCAAGUUUCAGUUGUAGCAUUUAAGAAGAGAAAUAUCAGUCUUCCUCUGCCCGGCAACGAUGAUGGCUUUUACCAUCGUAACCGUGAGUCAAAGAUUGCACCAACCGAGAACUUAAGGUGGCUGAAUAAAGCUUGCGUCAUUCAAGAUCCUGAGAGUGAGUUAAACCCUGAUGGAUCAGCUUCAAAUCCAUGGACUCUCUGCACCGUGGAACAAGUAGAAUCUCUCAAGGCUCUUCUUAGAAUCAUCCCCAUGUGGUCCACUGGCAUUAUGCUCCUGGUGGCCUUGAGCCAAGGCUCUUUCACUAUGCUUCAAAUUACCACCAUGGAUAGACACUUCUUGGGGUUUGAAAUUCCUGCCGGGUCCUUCAACGUGUUCAUGAUUGUGACUCUAACCUUGUGGAUUGCCUUUUAUGACCGAGUAUUGGUGCCUAUAUUAUCAAGACAUACUAGGCAAGCACGAGGGCUUAGCCCCAAAGUUCGAAUGGGGAUUGGAUUGAUACUCUCAUGCGUAGCAAUGUCUGUAACAGCAAUAGUGGAAACCAUAAGAAGGGCAAAGGCAAUUGAAGAUGGGUUUGAGGAUGAUCCCAAUGCUGUGGUGGACAUGUCUGCGAUGUGGAUGGUGCCACAAUACGCCCUGCUUGGAUUAGCCGAGGCUUUUAAUGCAAUUGGGCAGAUAGAAUUCUUUUACACACAGUUCCCGAAAACCAUGGCUAGCAUUGGAGUAGCUAUAUACACAAUGGGGUUGGCUGUGGCUAGCUUGUUGGGGAGUCUUCUGGUGAAUAUCGUGGACGAUGUAACUGGGAAAGGAGGUAAUAUAAGCUGGUUGGCAAGCAACAUCAACAAGGGUCACUUGGAGUACUAUUUUGGGCUGGUCACUUUCUUAUGUGUGGUUAACUUCGUUUACUAUCUGAUUUGUUGUCUCUAUUAUGAUCGUUCUGAGAAUCGGACGACUCGGUUGUCUCGGGCUGUCGAAGAAGAAGCUGAAUAUACUCCUUUAACUUCAGCCUCAUAAGUAUGUAAUAGGCAUGAGUAUGGUGACUGAUAAAUAUGAAUUGUACUGGACACUCCUGUGAUCUCUAUGGUGUUUUCCUCGUAAUGUAAUGUUUAUUGCUGAAGAACUUUACUCGGUUGUCAUGGAAACAGAAAAUUUGUUGCCUUCUGUUCUUAUAUACUCUUUGACACCAGAUAAGUGAGACCAGUGUCGCUUUUGGAGCAGUGGUAUGGCCCAAGG